Messenger RNA from Miscanthus lutarioriparius, 864 nucleotides. The record is from the annotation of a GenBank genome assembly. NCBI's taxonomy places the organism in Eukaryota, Viridiplantae, Streptophyta, Magnoliopsida, Poales, Poaceae.
AUGGCAGCCGCCGCCGGCAGCACAAACACGCCGAGCACCACCGCGCUGACCAUGAAGUUGCUGGUGGAAUCCAGCCCGCUGCGCCGGCGCGUGGUGUUCGCGGAGGCCGGCAAGGACACGGUGGAUUUCCUGUUCUCCCUGCUGGCCAUGCCGGCCGGCGCAGCCGUGAAGCUGCUGGGGAAGGAGUCCAUGGCCGGCUGCAUGAGCAACCUCUACGGCAGCGCCGAGAGGCUCGACGAUGCCUACGUGCACCCCGGCCCGCCCGGCAUCAAGGACGACGUCCUCUGCGCCACCCCGUUGUGCCCCGCGGCGGCGGGGCCCAGCAGCUGCCUCCUCUUCCGCGUGCCGCCGGAGCCCACGCCGGCCCCGGCCCCGGCCCCGAAGAGGUUCUAUGUGUGCCACUACACCUACAACUACUCCGGCUGCGGCGGGUACGUAACGGAGGUGCAAGGCACGCGCUGCCCCAGCUGCGGGAACUCGAUGACCAAGGACACCAACUUCGUCGGGUCGCCGCCGGAGAAGCCGCCGGUACCGCCAGCUGAGCCGGCGAGGAGAGGGUUCGUGAAGGGCGGCGCCGUGACGUACACGGUGACGGACGACCUGGUGAUUUCGCCGAUGUCGAACGUGUCCAGCAUCGCGCUGCUCAACGCCUGCGCCGUCAGGGACCUCGGGGCGCUCCAGGAGAGGACCGUGCACAUCGGCUACAAGGAGGGUUUGGAGAUUCUGAGGGCCUCGCUGCAGUCCAAGGCGGUGCUCACCGAUGUUUUCCUCGGCAAGAAGCCACCUUCGAUGAGCAACAACGGUGGCAACAACCGUUCCUUGGGCAGCGGCAGAAGACAUGAAUCUCUCACCUGGCGUGCGUAA